Messenger RNA from Anas platyrhynchos (mallard), 3559 nucleotides. It is a transcript of the gene NKIRAS1, whose product is annotated as NFKB inhibitor interacting Ras like 1. Gene Ontology annotation, biological process: negative regulation of canonical NF-kappaB signal transduction; Ral protein signal transduction. Gene Ontology annotation, molecular function: GTPase activating protein binding; GTPase activity; GTP binding. The record is from RefSeq and is a predicted model, not a curated record. Lineage: Eukaryota; Metazoa; Chordata; Aves; Anseriformes; Anatidae.
CAAUGGGAGCGAGGGGGCGGGGCCCGGCGCGGCGCUACUGGGGGCGGCGGGGGAAGCUGAGCCCAGCCCCUGUGCCCUGAAACCUUCAGCUCUGUGCGCCUGAGCCGGGCACCGACGGCGGCAGCCUGAAACCCUACAAGUGGCGUGGGAGGAAGCCCAAGUCCUAAAAAUACCCAUCGCUGGGGAGGGAGCUGCGCCUCGGUGGCUCCCGCUGCCUUUUGGGGCUGUGCUGUGGGGCCCCGUGCUCAGCAGCACCCCUCCGCUGGCCCUGCUGUCCUGGGAGAGAUGGGGAAGGGCUACAAGGUGGUGGUGUGCGGCAUGGCGUCGGUGGGAAAAACCGCGAUUUUGGAGCAGCUCCUCUACGGAAAGCACACCGUGGGUUUAGAAGAGGGUGCCACGAUGGAAGACGUGUACCUGGCAUCUGUGGAGACAGACCGGGGCGUGAAGGAACAGUUACGGCUUUAUGACACCAGGGGUCUGCAGGAGGGCGUCGAGCUGCCAAAGCACUACUUCUCCGUCGCUGAUGGCUUCGUUCUCGUGUAUGCCGUGACCAGCCUCGAAGCCUUCCAAAGAGUUGAACUGCUCAAAAAAGAGAUCGAUGUCUUUAGAGAUAAAAAGGAGGUAACAGUUAUCGUCUUGGGAAACAAAACCGACCUGCUGGAGCAAAGGCAAGUGGAAACAGAAGCGGCACAGCAAUGGGCAAGGGCUGAGAAAGUGAGACUGUGGGAAGUGACCGUGACAGAUCGGAAAACGCUGCUUGAGCCCUUCACCUACUUAGCCAGCAAGCUCUCCCAGUCCCAGAACAAAUCAACGUUCCCCUUGCCUGGAAGGAAGAGCAAAGGGAAUAACUGUGAUAACUAAGCUACCUUUAAUGCUGUCUGCUGCUGCCAGGUGACAGCCUAAAUCCUAUCUCUGCCUUUAGCUGCACAUGAUUUCACUUAAAGCAAUAAUCUCAUUCAGCAAUAAAAUCAGCAAGCUUAUGGCUGAGAGGUAUCCUUGAAAAAGUCACUGAUGGCAAAAGCCUUGAAAAGCACUUAGUGCUAAGAGUCACCUUCCAACAAGGGCGAGCAGGGGGGAGCAGGGAGGGCAAGAGAGGCAGGUGGUCACCCCUUCAGCAGGGGCUUUGACUGUCCCUUGAUACGGCCAUGGUGAGGAACACUCCUCCUGCAGAUCCGUAGCCUCUUGUCACAAGUAGUACUAGCUGCAACGAAGCUUUAAAUUUGGAGAGAGGGUAUAUUUGACACGGCAACAGGCCUUUUACCUUGACCUUAAACAGGAAGCACCCUGGCUACAGAGGUUUUUGAUGCUGCAGGAGGCUCAGGUCAGGGUGUUGUUGCAGGAGUGCUAGGGCAACAGGAAGAAAUACCAGCAAAUUUAGCUGCUGAAGCCCUGGCAGUGUCUGAAAAAUAAACAAGAAAGAAAGAAAAAAAAAAGUAAAAAGAAAUCUUGCAGGAGAUCCUAGAACAGAUCAACCCUAACGUGAAGCCUGUCAGUGAAGUCUGGCAAGUAGCUUCAGGAAUUUAUUUGUACAAACCAGAAAAGCUCUCACAGCACUCAUUAAUUUAACUACGACCUGAAGGACAGCAUAGCUGUAACGUGGUUUUGUCCUAGCAUGUCCAGUGCAAAUCAGUCACAUUCACACAGGUGAUAAUUUUACUCAGAAAUUAUAUGGAACAACUCUGUAAGCAGGAGGUACCUCACCGGGCUCUGCGUGGCGGGUUGUGCAAUAUUCCUGCCCAGCCGCAGCAACCCACAAAGCCAGGACAAAGCUACAGGUGAGAGAACAGCUGGUACGAAGCACUGCACUGCUUUGUGAGAAGGGGCUACCUACAAAAGCUUUACGUGCUGCAUUCGGAGCUCUGCGUAGGUAAACUUGUGCUGCAGAGAUCUGCCAUCCUAGCUCAGUCUGUCUGCACACUAUGCAAAAUUGACCGUAAAGGGGCAGAGCGACUGUUCCCAGAAAGGGACCAGCUUUUGGCCUCUAACCACUUUAAUACACUGAGACCAGCUUUUCUUUGUAUUAGAGGGCAAGGGAGUGAACCGAAGUACUCAGUUCCCUAAUUUUCCACAAAAUUAAUGUUGUUUUGAACGAAUAUCGAGAAUUUCAUUGUGAAUCAGCAAAACCACAAGCAACAUUUGCAUUGUCAUAUCAUAGCUGCUAAACAGCAAGUGUGCUUAAUGAUCAAAAUUAGGCCAUGUGCUUACAGCACUGCUCUUCCUGAAUACUAGCAAAUAAACUGCCAGCAUUACUAUGUCAGAGCAACUGUCCAAUCCACUAAAAAUUAAGCAAGUAUUCCUCCAUUUAUAAUGAAGGCAGACGAAACUGUUUAUGUGCUUUGCUCAAUGUAGUUUGGAUUGCUGUGGCCAUCAAGCCAGAUAAGAGAGCAAUUACAAAUGAGCAAGCAGCUGUAAUGCCCUGCUGGAAACAUACAAUUGUUCCCAUUGCAACACAGCAGCUGAGUAAGCACUGUAGCACGACCUCCCCCAACCUGGCUAGUAAUAGUCAUUGUCCCCAGCGAUGCUGCAGAACAACACUCCCUUCUCACUCAUUUCCUACCAAACACACGUGUACUCGAGGCUUCUCCCCACCCAGAGGACUCCUCAACCUGCCUGCGUGCUUGGGAAGUGGGCUGGCUUCAGAGCAGCAGCGGCUCAGCUGUUUGCUGCAACCUUUCACCGAGGAAUUGGCGCCGUUCCUCCCGUUCAGCUCCACAGAACCCUUCUUCGAGAGGGGACCUGAUUCAGCUGCACAGCAAACCAAACACCAGAGACCUCUGCUAGCUGCACGUUGUCACCGGGGCUGGCCGUUGAGCCAAGGGAGUGUUGACAAGCAAAGCCAGUCAGAAUUAACCUACGACGUGUGGGGAUGGAAGGCACGGAGACGACUGACUGGUUCCUGCCCAAUUCUGCACCCCGCAGACUCGCUGCCAGUGCCGCUGCUGAGACCGAUGUCACCGCAGGCUGCUGGGGCCAUGCCACGUGAGAUCAGCUUGCUCUCUCCCCCCCCGGACAACUCAGGACUUGACAACGUUUCAAGAAAGGCAAAAGGAAAAGGGAUCUUCUGAGUGACUAAGACUGUGUUUCCAAACGGGUUAUGUAAAGUCAGACAUGUUAUCUUUGAUUUGGUUAAACUCAUUUCUAGAUUAUUUUGGACAUCCACAUAAACAACCACCACCCAUCGUUUUAUUUCACGGGCUUACUCCGAUGCUUUUUAAGCACUCACUCAAAUUAAUUGCCUGCUCUAAAUACCAUGCCAUACCUGUGAUGGAAAUGGUCGUUUCCCCUCUGCAAACCAUCUGCACGCAGUGGCUGGUACUGAGUCAAAAUGAAACUCAUUGUAGUGCAGUUUUACCUAAUGUCAUUAAGUAAAAUACAACCGUACAGAGUAUGCAGUAGUAGUGCAUGGGCAGCAUGUGUAUUUUGCUCUUUGUUGUUCCACUGACUGAAUGCGUCCUAAGUCACUGGGGUCAUUUACCUGCUGUAAAGCUAGGCUGUCCCUUCACAAGAUGAUAGAGAAAAAUUAUUAUAAAAAGAAAAAUAAAUAAAUCAGUAAACUGAA